CCUGGGGGAGCGCGGGCACCCGAGAAGCGGUCCUGGGGCGGUGCGGGGGGCGGUGCGGGGGGCGGUGCGGGGGGCGGUGCGGGAGGAGGGCGCGCAGCCGGGGACCCAGCGGUGGAGGCGGGGGCUGCGCUCAGGCCCCGAGCGAGGCGGCCGGGGCGGCCGCACCAUGGACUCGGGCACCGAGGAGUACGAGCUCAACGGCGACCUGCGCCCCGGCUUGCCCGGCUCCCCGGACGCCUCGCCGCCACGCUGGGGCAGGAACCGGCCCAUCAACGUGAACCAUUAUGCCAACAAGAAGAGCGCAGCAGAGAGCAUGCUGGACAUUGCGCUACUGAUGGCCAACGCCUCCCAGCUGAAGGCCGUCAUCGAGCAGGGCCCCGGCUUCGCCUUCUUUGUCCCCCUGGUGGUCCUCAUCUCCAUCUCCCUGGUUCUGCAGAUCGGCGUGGGCGUGCUGCUCAUCUUCCUGGUCAAGUAUGACCUCAACAACCCCGCCAAGCACGCUAAACUGGACUUUCUCAACAACCUGGCCACCGGCCUGGUCUUCAUCAUCGUCGUGGUCAACAUCUUCAUCACUGCCUUUGGCGUGCAGAAGCCCCUGGUGGACAUAGCUCCCCGGCAAUAGGGGUUCAGAUGGCUCCCAGUUGCGUCAGUCAAGCUGCGGCCACCAGAUCCCAUCAUGGGACCCACUCCCUGAAAGAGCUGCGACUCUGGACCAUACCCUGGGGAGGGGAGAGGUGCAGCAGGCCUGCUCCGGCCCCCCCCCCCCCCCCCCCCCCCCCGCAUCCCUCGGACCAUGGGCCACAAGGCCCAGAGGGCAACACUGGAGAGCGGGGACGGGCCUCUGCUGCCACAGACGUGCUGGCCCGAGGGUGGGCUGUCGAAGGGCACGCCAGGGCCGGUGGCAACCUCAAGACUUCUCCAGAGGGACGAGGAGGUACCCUUCCUCUGCCCAGGCAGCAGGGUCCCUGCCUUGUGUGUAGCACCCCUGGGUGCUUCCUACACUGGAUCCCCGGCCCUGCCUGGCCCCUGCUAUGGCUGCUGUUUCAUGCCCGACACCUGGGCUUGGUGGCCAAGAAAAGGUGGCUGCCUGGCUGGCUGUGUGUCUGCCCUCCACCAGCAGGGAUGGGCAGAGCCCCUGUCCUUCCUUAGGGGGCCAGGCCCCCACUUUUCUAAGCAACAAUGACCAAAUAAAAUCAGUGCUAUUCUUUCUGCA
Erinaceus europaeus (western European hedgehog) is the source of this 1213-nucleotide messenger RNA. RefSeq names its product ninjurin 1 (gene NINJ1). Gene Ontology annotation, cellular component: membrane. Lineage: Eukaryota; Metazoa; Chordata; Mammalia; Eulipotyphla; Erinaceidae. The transcript is spliced from 4 exons. Gene Ontology annotation, biological process: tissue regeneration; cell adhesion. The record is from RefSeq and is a predicted model, not a curated record. The coding region runs from base 167 to 622 and encodes 151 amino acids.